AUCAUCUCUAUACUAACUUAUAUAUCAACCCGUGAACUGGCUUCUAAAUUCAUUACAAUAGAAGUAUGUUGCAGAAUAAAGUGAAUACACAGUGAUUUUGAAUACAGCUAUACACAUUUUAAACAGGAAUUGAAUACUUAUAGCAGAAAAUUUUAACCUCUUAAAAGGAUCACAAAUUCACUGAGGAAAUGUAACCAAAUUUGUCAUCUACAUCGGGUAUUCCCUAACCAGAGAAGAAGGAAAAAAUAGACCCCAAAAAAUGGCCAACAACACAUUGUCGUCCAUCAUUGGUAUGGUGAAUGAGACAGUCCCAGAAUAUGCCAUUGCUGGAAAUGACACAAUGACCAAUAUGACCACUACAUUAGCUACGCCAUCUGGUGAACGGGCGUACAAGAUAGUGGCACUUGUUAUCUAUACUUACUUAGGACCUACAAUAUGUGCAAUAGGAAUGCUAUUCAACAUCAUAAACUUUGCUGUUCUAAUGCAACACCAACUAAAGGAAUCCCCAUACACAUAUCUCACAGGACUAGCUAUGGUUGAUUUUUCUGCAUUGACUCUUUCCUUCAUCUAUAUGGUCAUCUCCCACAAAACACCUGGUGUGGAAUUCUGGAGAUAUUUUGAAGCUUAUAUUUUCCUCCCAUUUGUGAAUGUAUGUACAACUUCUAGUGUGUGGAUAAUAGUCCUGCUGACAAUAGAACGGUUCCUCUUUGUCAGACACCCACUCUGGGCCAAAGCUAAGUGUGACCGAGCAAGUGCUAAAGUCAAGAACCUUGCCAUAGUCGGAAUGGCUCUGGUGUUCAACAUCCCUCGAUUCUUGGUUUUCGAAGUUGUCGAGAGUUCACCUGGAUUCUGGAAGAUUGAGCAUACACCUUUUCGCAAGAGUAAGACCUUUUUAGGAAUUAACUGGGUGUACAGUAUCACUGUUCAAAUUAUCCCUCUGACCAUUCUCCUGUUUGCCAAUACAUAUCUUGUGUAUGCUGUUAUGCGAGCUCGUAAGCAGAGAGAAGAGCUUCAAAUUCGCAAUAACAAGGAGGCAACAUGGUAUCGUGAUCAAGUCCGCCUUACCAUCACAUUAAUCAGCAUUGUAUGUCUAUUUAUAAUCUGUAUUUUACCCUCCGCAUUCUCAGAUUUUCCUAUCGCAUACUUUUUCUUUGGAGGAGGAAAAUCAGAGCUUGAGUUUCGCACAUCCGAUUUUUACCUCAUUCUCCAAUACGUAGCUAACCUCUUGGUGUGGUGCAACCUCUCUCUGAAUUUUGUUCUGUACUGCUCCUUCAAUGAAAAGUUCCGCAGAGUGAUGCGUCACAUGGUCAAGAGGUGGCUGGAGCUGAGCUGUAUCAAGCAAUCGUACAGACCCUUCAAAGUCAGCUUUAACAUCAAUGGCAUUACCAGGCACAACAGCAGCCAGACAAAUAGCUUAACACAACAAACCAAAUGUUCCAUGAGCAUGGGGCCACAUGAAAUUCUCAAACUAGAAAAGGCAGAUUACUCUGCAAGCCAGACCACAGCACUGUUUGACAAAAGUGACGCUGAUAACUAAAGUUGAUAGUGAAUACAUAAACUAAUCAAGUCUCUUGUUGGCUUAUAAGUACAAGAGUCAGAAUCAAACAAUGUUUAAUGUCACUGCUUAAGUUGUUGCAUUGACUUUUUUCUUUAAAAUCAAGCUCUAGUAAUGCUUGUGCUCUUUUAUCACUUUAUUCAGGGAAAUUGAACUGCUUCACAAAGUUUCAAAAUAUCCUAUGUAAAUUAUGAAUAUGUAUAUAUCUAUUUAUUUGACAAUAUAAGAUUUACAAAUAACAAUCAAAAGGGACUAUAUUUCAGUAAAUAGGGCAUUUAUUUACCCACUAUCUAAAUCAACAUACUACUCACUGUACAGUUUAUAAAUAUAUAUAUAUAUUACAAGUAUGUUUUUUGUCAUUCAUGUGAUAUCUUAUUAAAUUUUGUUUUCUGUAUCAAAUGCACAAAUAAUCACACAGAAUUUACUGUUUGCAUAUUAAAUUUGUCUCAUGUAGUUUUUAAAAUACUUUUCAAACAAUAUUUGAUAUGUACAUGUAUAUGUACCAUUCUUAGGUACAAAGUUUAGAUUUUGAAAACCACUAGAAUAUUUUCCAUUGCAUUUAUAUAUAUACUACAAGAUUAUUAUUAGAUUAAUUUAAAUAUUUGAUUGAAAAAACGGUAAUGGCUCUGCAUAUAUUUAUGAUUGUGCUAAAUACUAGUAGUGCCCAUGCAACCGUACUAUUUAAAGUUCCUGCAAUAAGUACACAGACAGCAUUCAUUUAUACUCUAGCUGCUUUGAAUUCAACAAUUUUCUUUGCCAUCCACUGAAAAUUUCUUUUUAUAAAAUUCAGUUUAUUUAAGCGAUAACAUAACUGCAUGACAACAAUUCAAGCUUGUUACAGAUUGCCAACUUCCAUGCAGGUAAAAGCACCAUCCAUUAUAUCUUCAGUUAUUUUUUGUGAGAAAUUUAACAGUUAAUAUAUAUGGAGUGCUCCACUGAAUUUUUGUAAGAAUGUAUUAAGCAUUAAUUGAAAUUUCAAACUGUUGUCAAAUGUACCCUUUAAUACUAUUUUUAAUUUAUGAGCCCAAUAUUUGAUGAGAAUUCUGAUUUCGAAAUCAAUGUACAUUCAUAUUCUAUAAUUGCUAUCAUCAACAUACACUUCUUUAUGAAUAAUCAAGUUUUUUUGUGAUUAAUAUAUGUGCUCUUAUUGUUACUUUGUUGUGAAAAUUUAUAUGUAUAUCCCGGUAUGUCAAAAUGAAUAA
This is a messenger RNA of Saccostrea cuccullata (small rock oyster), 2757 nucleotides long. RefSeq names its product FMRFamide receptor-like. Gene Ontology annotation, cellular component: membrane. The transcript is spliced from 2 exons. Gene Ontology annotation, molecular function: G protein-coupled receptor activity. The record is from RefSeq and is a predicted model, not a curated record. Lineage: Eukaryota; Metazoa; Mollusca; Bivalvia; Ostreida; Ostreidae. The coding region runs from base 260 to 1537 and encodes 425 amino acids. Gene Ontology annotation, biological process: G protein-coupled receptor signaling pathway.